Molecule: messenger RNA, 1152 nt
Organism: Clonostachys solani
Lineage: Eukaryota; Fungi; Ascomycota; Sordariomycetes; Hypocreales; Bionectriaceae
Source: the annotation of a GenBank genome assembly
AUGGAGACCCCAACAAUGAAGGAAACGAAGAAGGUCGACAUCACUAGUCUCAUGUCGCCUCCCGAUCCCGUUCUCGACAGUUUCCAUGCUGAGCCCCAUCAUAUAAACAUUGCAAAGAGAGCGCAGCCAUCUGCCGAGAAGGCAAACCAGCCUGCACCUUUAUCACCUCCAGUCUCCCCACGAACCAAGGCUCCCCACGCGACGAGCGCCGAACAACACCCCGGCACCGCGUCCCAGAACAACUUGAACGAUCCAGUUCUCUAUCCGAUCGAGGAUGCCUCAAGUAUCAAUUUGCGAAAUGGGUCGUCUCAACCCCCCCUAUUUGCACCUACAGAGAUCGAGGAUCACCGGCGAAUCGUAGACGAUCACAUUCAAACAAGACCCCCUGAGAUUUUCGAACUCAUCUCUCCCCCAAGGCGGGAGGACUAUGACCUCGUUCUUUCUUGCCAGACAUGUGUCAUGAGACUCUACGAGGCGAACCGAUCCAAAUGGCUGCGCAUGGCACGCGAGCAGCUUAAGGCGGACAACCGUGUUGCUGCUGGGAAGCGCACAUACCAAUCCAUCAUGCCCGCAAAGCCCAGAAUCGUCACGCCAGGAAAAUCAGCCCGGCUACAGCGAACUGAUAGAAUUUCUAAGCCCCAGCAACCAAAUUCCAGAAAUAAUGCCCCGCGCCCCAUCCGCAGCAGCGGCGCCGGUGUCAGCCCCACGAAUCCUGGCAGACGAUCGGUUUCACGUGCUAGUGCCACUCCCGAGCCAAGCAAGCGGGUCGUUGCACCAAACAGAGAGGAUAAGGAUUUUAACUCACUUCCUGACUACUGCCCUCCCGUUUCUUCGCUCCCCGAUCGCCCCAAUAGUCUGAAGGUGGACUGGAAGGGCCAGCCAAUUGACCUGAGCAGCGAUGUUCAUGUUCACCUGCUGCACCCGGAUGAAGUUGGGCUGGCUGGCAACCUCAGACUUGACUGCGCCACAUACCUGACAAGCAAGCGCCGAAUUUUCGAGCGACGCCUCCAGUGCCUGCGAACUGGCAAGGAGUUCCGCAAGACAGACGCGCAGCAGGCUUGCAAGAUUGACGUUAACAAGGCGUCCAAGCUUUGGCAGGCUUUCGAGAAGGUUGGCUGGCUUGAGGCUAAAUGGGUCCGCCAAUAUCUUUAA